Impatiens glandulifera is the source of this 1473-nucleotide messenger RNA. RefSeq names its product polygalacturonase ADPG1-like. Gene Ontology annotation, molecular function: polygalacturonase activity. The transcript is spliced from 11 exons. Bases 1 to 1473 code for a protein of 490 amino acids. Lineage: Eukaryota; Viridiplantae; Streptophyta; Magnoliopsida; Ericales; Balsaminaceae. The record is from RefSeq and is a predicted model, not a curated record. Gene Ontology annotation, biological process: carbohydrate metabolic process.
AUGGAGGCAUCAAGGAGGAAACCAAUGCCAACAUAUUCAGGGUCAUGGGCAUUGAAGAAUGAUUGCUCUCUGUCUGAUACUUGGGCAUCCCGCUUUCCUCUAAACAACUCUAGAUCUUGCACUAUCGUCCUCUUAUUGAAAAGAGGUAUGGUGGGAAAAAGAUCAAAUGGAUAUACACAUGCAAGCCCAAAGACGAAGGAGAAAUCAGCAUCAAGGAUAGUGUCUCCUAGAACAAAACUCUCACCUACAGGAACUUCUGGGCAUUGGAAAAGAAACAUGACUCGCAUUGGUUUAGCCGAUAUAUUUGAUGUAACUAAAUUUGGUGCACGUGGAAAUGGGCAGGUUGACGAUUCUCAGGCUUUCUUACAAGCAUGGGGUAAAGCAUGUGAAAGUAGCAGCAUUUCUACCAUGUUGGUUCCUGGAGGAAAAACAUAUUUGUUGAUUCCUAUUCAAUUCAAAGGCCCUUGCAAAGGGCCAUCUAUUCAAGUUCAGAUUGAUGGAAUCCUAUUGGCACCCAGCAUCAGGAGUCAAUGGAAAGAUUGCCCGGAUAAUACAUGGAUCGCGUUCUCACAAAUUAUCGGCCUUCACAUUAAUGGAAAGGGAAAACUCAAUGGCCAAGGUUUGUCAUGGUGGAAAACCAACCCACGUAACAACUAUAACCAAUGGAACCAAAAAGAGAGUCCUUGCACCAAAUCAACCAGUUUCUGCUCAAAAGCGUCGACGGGAAUAAGGUUCAUAGGUUGCAAUAACCUUGUAUUAAGUGGGUUGACUCAUAUCAAUCCUCCAAGUAGACAUAUAAACAUAUAUGGAUGCCAAAACGUCCAAAUUUCUCACCUUACAAUCACGGCGCCUGCAAACAGCCCUAACACAGAUGGAAUCGGAAUUUCUUCCUCUAGUAACGUCAGAAUUACCGACUCUUUCAUCGGCACAGGUGAUGAUUGUGUUGCAAUUUCAACGGGUUCUACAAACAUUUUUGUGGGAGGAGUUCAAUGUGGACCGGGUCAUGGUAUAAGUGUUGGAAGCCUUGGUCAAGGGGGGUCUUCUUCAAAUGUGGAUGGUGUUUUUGUACAAAACUGCACUUUUACAGGAACAGAAAAUGGAGUCAGGAUAAAGACAUGGCCGGGUGGAAAAGGUUAUGCAAGAAAUAUUACAUUUACUGGCAUUCGGUUGAAUAAUGUUAAGAAUUCUAUUAUUAUUGAUCAGACAUAUUGUCAGGUCGCUGAAAACUGUCAAGAUCAAGCGCAGGCAGUGCAAGUGAGUGAUGUGAAGUACAUAGGUGUUCAAGGAACAUCCGCAACGCCCCAAGCAAUAGUCCUACAAUGCAGCCACCAUGUUCCUUGUAAAAAUAUUAUUUUUAACAGAAUAAACAUAACGUCGUCCACUAAGGGUAAUGCUUUGGCUAGUUGCAAGAAUGCAGUGGUGUCUAUUCAGACCGCAAUAUCUCCAAAUGUUUCAUGCAUCAGUGCCAUUUAA